AUGGUUCGUGGAGCACCUACGAAGACGCGAAAUCCUAACCCAAGCGGGCUUGGGCGUGCAAUCAUUAACAAGAAGGUCAAGGAUGCUCAUAGGGCACGAGAGACGGGACUUUAUACUACCGAUAUCGAUCCUACAUCACGCCUCCAAUCAAUCACUCAAGAGCGUGAUUUGGAUGAGUUCUUGAACACCGCACAACUAGCGGGGACUCAAUUUACUGCAGAACGCCGCAAUGUCAAAAUUCUUAACUCCUCUUCCGGAGUGCACCAUAACUCAUAUCUACUCUCUGAAGAGGAAGAGCGCCAUACAAUUCAGAGACACCAGGAAAAUAGGAGGCGCUUGCGGGUACCUAGACGAUCUCCUUGGACCAAGAAGAUGACUGCGACCCAGCUAGACAGACAAGAGAAGGAUGCGUUUUUGGAAUGGAGGAGAGGAUUGGCAGAGCUUCAAGAGCAAGACCGGUUUCUUCUCACACCUUUUGAGCGUAAUCUGGAAGUCUGGCGACAGCUCUGGCGGGUGCUGGAACGUUCGCAUUUGGUUGUCCAAAUUGUUGAUGCCCGAAAUCCUCUCCGGUUCAGGUGUGAAGAUCUAGAAUUUUAUGUGCAAGACGUGGAAGGAGCGGAAGGAGAGCAGGGUACAGGCAAGGGUUUGAGGAGGAAUAUGUUAUUGAUCAAUAAAUCGGAUCUAUUGACCGCUAAGCAGAGACGUGUAUGGGCUGAUUACUUUGAUGAACAAGGAGUACGAUAUGCGUUUUUCUCCGCAGCCAAUGCGGCAGCUUUGCAGCUAGCACGCCAGGGAGAACCACUAGUCGUGGACGCGCCUUCAGUGUAUGACCGAGACCAAGACGAAGGGUAUACAUCAAGCUCCUCAGAUGGGGAGAUGUCUCCUGAAAAUAACGACAAUCCCCCCACAUGCUCGUCGGACGAGCAGCUGCAAUCGGAAGAGUCCGACGUUGGAUCUGCGUUUUCCCUUGAGGAAGAUACCCCAGAUACACAAGAUCCGAGGACGAAGGUUCUGUCAGUGUUGGAGCUUGAGGACCUAUUCGUCAAGGCCGCACCUGAUUUGACUACUUUUACCGACUCCACGGGUGCGCAUCCUGGAAAGCUGGUAGUCGGUCUUGUGGGAUACCCGAAUGUGGGUAAAUCAAGCACAAUUAAUGCCCUCUUGGGCGAAAAGAAAGUCAGCGUCUCAUCAACGCCCGGAAAGACCAAACAUUUCCAGACAAUAAACCUAUCACCUACUCUGAUGUUAUGUGAUUGUCCGGGUCUGGUCUUUCCGCAAUUUACUACUACGCGGGCGGAUUUAGUAUGCGAUGGAGUCCUCCCGAUUGAUCAGCUGAGGGAACACACCGGACCCAUUGCCUUAGUUGCGAAGAGAAUCCCACGGGAAGUCUUGGAAGCAACUUAUGGACUAGCAAUCAAGACAAGAGGACCAGAUGAUGAUUGGGACGGCGGGGUGGCGCCUGAAGACUUGUUGAUACCUUAUGCCAUCGCAAGAGGUUUCAUGCGCUCAGGCCAGGGCAAUCCAGACGAGGCGCGCGCGGCGAGGUAUAUUCUCAAGGACUACGUGAACGCCAAGCUUCUGUUCUGUCAUCCACCCCCAGGCGUAUCAGAAGAAGAAUUUAACGAACAGACCAGGGAGCUGUCUCUGAAGCGCGUCCUGGGCAAGAAACGCGCGCCCUUGACGCGCGUCGUGAAAGGCGCUGAUACUUUCAUAGCCCAAGGUAACAUACCUCCGAUGCUCGGAUCGGGUGCUGCUCCGCCAUCCUCGAGUAGCGGCCCGAUCCCAAGUACAAAGUCCCAUAACAUUGACGAGGAAUUCUUCACCAAUGAUUCCGUGGUUGCACUGCGUCCGCGAGUGCGUGGAUCCGCCCGGGGUGGACAAGAAGUCACACGAAUGCAAAUCUACCCUCAUCAGAACGCCAUAGCUGAUGAUGGCUCUCCCGUAACGGAGAAUCAGGCCAGAAUAGCUGCUGUACUUACUAAUGCAGGUGGUGGGAUGGUCAGUGCAGGCAAAAAGCAUCACAAAAAGCCGAAGCGAGUCAAGCAAAGGAGUGGUAGAGGAUAUGAUUGA
Fibroporia radiculosa is the source of this 2070-nucleotide messenger RNA. RefSeq lists its product as uncharacterized. NCBI's taxonomy places the organism in Eukaryota, Fungi, Basidiomycota, Agaricomycetes, Polyporales, Fibroporiaceae. The record is from RefSeq and is a predicted model, not a curated record. Bases 1 to 2070 code for a protein of 689 amino acids. Gene Ontology annotation, biological process: ribosomal subunit export from nucleus. The transcript has 8 exons. Gene Ontology annotation, cellular component: cytosol. Gene Ontology annotation, molecular function: GTP binding; GTPase activity.